Molecule: messenger RNA, 1387 nt
Organism: Lontra canadensis (Northern American river otter)
Lineage: Eukaryota; Metazoa; Chordata; Mammalia; Carnivora; Mustelidae
Gene: BRMS1
Product: BRMS1 transcriptional repressor and anoikis regulator
Exons: 10
Coding region: 111-851 (246 amino acids)
Biological process (GO): negative regulation of transcription by RNA polymerase II
Cellular component (GO): Sin3-type complex
Molecular function (GO): histone deacetylase binding
Source: RefSeq, a predicted model, not a curated record
GCCUCCCGGAGUAGAGGGACGGGCGCGACGUUUCCGGGAGCCCGGCAGCCGCGGGCACCUCUCAGGGAGUUUCAGACGUCGACCCGGAGGCCCCCUCCCCGCGAGCCGAGAUGCCCGUCCAGCCUCCGAGCAAAGACACAGAAGAGAUGGAAGCAGAGGGUGAUUCGGCUGCUGAGAUGAACGGGGAGGAGGAAGAGAGCGAGGAGGAGCGGAGCGGCAGCCAGACGGAGUCCGAGGAGGAGAGCUCAGAGAUGGACGAUGAGGACUACGAGCGGCGUCGCAGCGAGUGCGUCAACGAGAUGCUGGACCUGGAGAAGCAGUUCUCGGAGCUAAAGGAGAAGUUGUUCAGGGAACGGCUGAGUCAGCUGAGGGUGCGGCUGGAGGAAGUGGGGGCUGAGCGGGCACCUGAGUACACAGAGCCUCUGGGGGGCCUGCAGCGGAGCCUCAAGAUCCGCAUUCAGGUGGCAGGGAUCUACAAGGGCUUCUGUCUGGACGUGAUCCGGAACAAGUACGAGUGUGAGCUGCAGGGAGCCAGACAGCACCUGGAGAGUGAGAAGCUGCUGCUGUACGACACCCUGCAGGGGGAGCUGCAGGAGCGGAUCCAGAGACUGGAAGAGGACCGCCAGAGCCUGGACAUCAGCUCCGAGUGGUGGGAUGACAGACUGCACGCCCGAAGCAGCACAAAGACCUGGGACUCCCUGCCGGCCAGCAAGAGGAAGAAGGCUCCUCUCGUCUCUGGUCCUUACAUUGUGUACAUGCUGCAGGAGAUCGACAUCCUGGAGGACUGGACGGCUAUCAAAAAGGCUAGAGCAGCUGUGUCCCCUCAGAAGAGAAAAGCAGAUGGACCGUGACCCUGCCGUUCAGAGCCAGGGGGCGCCUCGGAGCAGCUGGCCGCAAAGCCAGGAUCCACAUUUUCCUGCUGUGAGAAGGCAGGCUGACAGGGUCUGUCCAGCCAGCUCCCCGGUACUGCUAGUGGAUCUUCCCCUCCAGCCAUCACUGGUCCGGACUCCUCUGCCCUCCUCGGGGGGCCUGCACAGCUGUGGCCCAGAGCUGCCCUAGCCAGGCAAGACUGUCUCCUCCGUCCCCAGCGAGUGCACCGGCGCCGCCUCCCAGAGGGCAGCCUCCUCAGUGCUGUCCCAGACAGAGAAGGUGGGACUCCUCUUACACCAAAGCAGCAUCCUUCCUGCUGACCUUGGACCAGUCACUGAGCCAGUGAGCUGGGCCCCAUUUCAUGGGAACUCUGAGCCAGACAUCAUAUUUUGGGGGGGCCUGUCUUUUCUGGCUGCUGUUGGAGGUGAAAAGGCAGGUUCCCCAGGUCUUCUCCAGGAGGUUCUUGGUGUCUCCCAGAUUUCAGGGACUGGAAUUAAAACCUUUCCUGGGACCUCGG